AUGGCCGAGGAGGACCCCCAGCAGCAGCCGGACCGCGGGGCGAGGAGCCUGCCCGGCCUGCUCCCCGGGCUGCAGGGCGCUGAGGCCAGCGCUCUGCAGCUCAGGAUCAAGAACUCCAUCUGCAAAUCUGUUCAAUCAAAAGUGGAAAACAUUCUGCAAGAUGUCGAGAAGUUCUCCGACAUUGAAAAGCUCUACCUCUACCUUAAGUUGCCUUCUGGUCCCAGCAGUAACACUGAUAAAAGUGACCAGAGCGCCUUGUCUUCAAGCCGCACACAGCAGAUGCAUGCGUUCAGCUGGAUCCACAAUCAUUUAGAAGAGUACCCAGAGACCUCUCUUCCCAAGCAGGAGGUCUAUGAUGAAUACAAGAGCUUCUGUGACAAUCUUAACUACCACCCGCUGAGUGCUGCAGACUUUGGAAAAAUGAUGAAAAACGUCUUCCCGAACAUGAAGGCACGACGACUUGGCAUGAGAGGAAAAUCUAAAUAUUGCUAUAGUGGACUAAGGAAGAGACCCUUUGUUCACAUGCCAUCUUUACCCACUCUGGAUCUCCAUAAAACAGGGGAUGGACUCCAGUGUGAUGUCUUAGAGUCGGCGGGCCAGCUGAGUAGCAUAAAGGAGGAUGUGCGAUUUGCAGCCUGUGAUCUGGUGUGCGAGUGGGCUCAGAAGGUGCUGAAACGCCAGUUUGACGCUGUGGAAGACUUGGCUCGCUUCUUGAUCGACAGCCAUUACAUCAGCAACAAGUCUUUGGCAGCUCUCACUAUUACGACUGGCACAGCAACAGAGGCUAAUACUCCACAGUCGGUCUCAGCAUUCGUCCCCACUGCUGAGGCUGUCUCCUUCCAGCCUCAUGGGACCACGCUGUCCUCCCCUUCUGUCGACGCCAAGCAGCAGCUCCAGAGGAAGAUCCAGAGGAAACAACAAGAGCAGAAGCUGCAGUCUCCUUUACCUGGAGAGGGACAAACCAAGAGGGCAGAUGACGGUGUGCCAUGUGCUAGCCCCACCCCUCCGUCACCUCAGCCAACCAUAGGCAUCGUGGUCGCUGCUGUCCCGAGCCCCAUCACGGUACAGCGAGGCAGGCAGCUGAUGUCCCCCAGUCCAAUGGGAACAGUAGAGAACAAAGUGCUGCCCAUUAAUUUCCAAAUGGUGACCCAGCCUAUUCAGGCAGUGAAACAGAACCCCAAAACCCCGCAAAAUAUUCUAGCCAGUCCUGUGGGAGAGCGCAGUGCUCGGCAGCGCUACGCGCAAAUCCUGCCCAAGCCCUCAGCAACGACUGCUAUCACUUUGCACUCGCCCUCCACCAUGAUCAUUGGCAACAGUCCCAUUAAGACUGUGAUGACUACAUGUCACGUCAGCCCAGUCAGUUUGGUUAAGAUGACAGCCAUAUCGCUUGCACCCAACGGCAGCAAUACCACCGCUUCCCUCCCUGACACCGCUCUACGGCCGGCAUCUGCAGGCGUUAGCAGUUCUGCAGAAGACAUUAGAAACAAUCAGAGCACGAGGAGCACUUCUGCAGUCCCCAUUCUGACCCCGGUGGCCAGGCCAGGGCAGACUGCAAACGCCCAUGCCAUCGAUGUUGAAAUGGAAGUUGAAGCUAUACAUAAAAACAGCCAAAUGCAAAAUCCUUGCAGUCUAAUUUUGACUGAAGGAGCAAUGCCAAGUAGGUCUGGAGGGGCUGUACAGCGGGCUGCCAGCGUGCCCAUACCUCAGACUAGGGGCUUCCUGGGCCUGGAGGAAACAUCCAGCCCUAACUGCAACAGAAAAGCCUCCUCAAGCACUAACACUGUGGCAGCAGGCGAAAGCAGCAAUAAUAGCUCUAAUAAUACAAACAAUUUGCACUUAACUCCCUCCACUCAGAGAACCAGUGCUGUUUCGUUGCUGAAAACCGGCAGAACACCUUCAUUUGGGGAAGGCAGCAGUGUAACAUCAGCAAAGGAAGGUUUCUUGUCCAUGAAGAGCCUCAGGAAACGCUCAGGCCUCAGUCCAGAUCUUUCACCAGUCAAAAGGGUAUUUAUGCCCCAGCAGGCAGUAGAGGGCGCUGCUGGUCUUGGAUAUGGGAUUAGAAACACAAUCGAUAACGUCCCCAGGCCAGGAGCUCCGGCUAGACCUGAAAGCGCACCAGCGACCAGGGAGGUAGAGACGAAAAUGAACUCAGUCUCUUCGACUCAAGUCCACGUACUCUGCACUUCCUCUUUCAGAGCCAGUGGCUUCUACUCUGUUGCCAAAACACAGAGCCCAAUGCAGAGGAAAAACACUUCCACUGUUAUGGAAACUAGCACCUCAGUCAGUCACGCAUUAAUACAGCAACAGCAGGGGCAGACAAUGGCUAAUGUGCAUGCCAUGCCUAAUAACUCCAGCCUUCAAAAACACCCAGGUGGGAGUGAUGUUAGGAGUUCAAACUCAGCCACAGGGGGCCUGGAAGGAGUUCAACAACAGAUCUACAAUCAGUCCAAUCCUGCCACUGAACCCUUAGACUUUUUCAAUCAGGCCUCAUCGAGCCAGUUCCCUAUGCAGACGGAUACGGACUACUUUCCCUUUGAUGAUGAUGUGACUCAGGACAGCAUUGUGGAGGAGCUGGUGCAGAUGGAAGAGCAGAUGAAGCUUAACAAUAUGCAGGAGUUUGGUGGCUGUGUCACACUGCAAGGUCAACAGGCUAUGAUACCAGACAACAUAAUGUCCACCAAUCAGACCGUGACAGCUUUCUAUCAUGCCGCAAGCAGCCACAGCAACCCAAUCAACGCCCAAACGCCGACACCCACUCCCACGCCCACAUCGGAAAUGAUGGGAGGAGCCCAAGGCCUCACUGGAGAGAGCCCCUGCUCCCACAUCGCCUCCACAACCCCAGUGGACAGCGCGCUGGGAAGCAGUCGUCACACCCCAGUUGGGACUCCACACUCCAACUGCAGCAGCAACGUGCCUCCCAGUCCAGUGGAGUGCAGGAACCCGUUUGCAUUUACACCCAUCAACUCCAGCAUCACUGGUUUCCAUGACGUCAGCACUGUGUCCAGCAGCCCCGUUAAGCCCAUGCAGAGACCGAUGGCCACCCACCCAGACAAGACCAGGCUGGAAUGGAUGAAUAACAGUUACAACAGCAGCAGUGGGAGCUUAAACAAGGCAAACAGUGGAAUGGGGAUCGUCCCCAGCUAUCAAGGCCUGAUAGGGGACCAUUUUCAGAAGCCUCACGCCUUCGCUGUCCCACAUGCACGACACCAUGACAGCCGUUUUGGCCGCUUGACCCCCAUCUCUCCUGUGCAGCAGCAGGUGGCCAGCAUGGCUAACAUGACCAAGCAGGAGGGUUUUGCCGUGCCUGCCCCUCUGGAUAUCAAAGCCACCAACGCACCUGCUGCAACUUCUCGAUGUCGCAGUGUAAGCCCCGCUGUGCAUCAGAGGAAUCUGAGUGGAAACACAGGAAACCUUCCCUAUAUCCCUCGUUCAGUAGUGUCUCCCUUUAACUCACCUGUGACGCCUGAGGUGUUAAACAUCUUUGCAAACAGCCAGACAAAUCUCGGGGUGAGCAGCAUGGCUCAGAGGAGCCAUUCUGUGCCGCUCAACAUCAUGAUGCAAACGGAGGCCCUGCCCACAUCGGGCCAACAAUGCAACAGCAAAAACAUCACCAAUGUCCUUCUGAGCAAGCUGGAUGGGGACCAUGAUGACACUGUGCGCGGCCUGGGCAUCAAUAAUUUACCCUCCAGCUACACUGCACGCAUGAACCUCACCCAGAUUCUUGAGUCCGACCCAAACCUCUCCUGCAGUGACAACCACCUCAGCCUGAUGACCUCUGACUCCACCAGCAUGUGCAAGUUGCAGAGGCCAAAUCCCCUCAUCGAAAAUGCUAUUAAUGAACAAAUGAUUCUCUCGGCAGGUGAUGGCCGAGCGCAGUCCGCCUCUGGAGAGCAACAUCGCCAACAGGUCCAGUCUAUGUUGCUAUCUUUGAGCUCACAGCAGCAUCAAGAAGAACUACAGCAGCAUCAGCAGUUGGACUUCAGCAGCACUGUGAAAGACCUCCUGACAGACAACAGCCUUACUGCUGGCAGUCAGCUCAUGGAGCAGGUGUCAGAGCUUACUGCAGGCGGGGCAGAUUUCCCCUGUGAAAUCAAAAUGACAUCGGAGCUCUCCAGCAGCAUCAAUGACCUUAAUGCUUUGGACACGAACCUUUUGUUUGACCCCAACCAGCAGCAAGGGCAAUAUCAAAAUGCAGCUGCUGAGGAGUUGGUGAACGAUCAGCUGUUUCAGCAAAUUACCAGCGAGGCGGCGCAUUCAAGUGGACUCGACUGGCUUGAAAGCAAAGAUCAUCCAACUGUUGGGCUGAUGGGUUGAGAAUAAUUUUUAGUCAUGUUGAACAUGUUAAUCUGUGGUUGCUGUUUGCUUUAUUUAUUUUCAGGCAUUUACACUUUAUAAUGCAACACUGGACACGUUGAGGUUUGUCCAGUUUAAGUGCCAGACUGAACUGCAAUGAUGCUGCAACACUCUGAUUAAAAUGCUGGUCAUUUCCCUUUAAUCAGAGAACAUCGCUAUGCGUUGUUUGUUCAAGAGCAUUUCCAACAAGUAAAGAAAAGUUAUGAAGCAAAAAGAGAA
Chelmon rostratus (copperband butterflyfish) is the source of this 4572-nucleotide messenger RNA. RefSeq names its product DNA-binding protein RFX7-like. Gene Ontology annotation, molecular function: RNA polymerase II cis-regulatory region sequence-specific DNA binding; DNA-binding transcription factor activity, RNA polymerase II-specific. The record is from RefSeq and is a predicted model, not a curated record. Lineage: Eukaryota; Metazoa; Chordata; Actinopteri; Chaetodontiformes; Chaetodontidae. The transcript has 9 exons. Gene Ontology annotation, biological process: regulation of transcription by RNA polymerase II. Bases 1 to 4314 code for a protein of 1437 amino acids.